Messenger RNA from Drosophila kikkawai, 863 nucleotides. Its product is annotated as C-type lectin domain family 3 member A-like. The record is from RefSeq and is a predicted model, not a curated record. Gene Ontology annotation, molecular function: signaling receptor activity. NCBI's taxonomy places the organism in Eukaryota, Metazoa, Arthropoda, Insecta, Diptera, Drosophilidae.
UCAGCGGUCUUACAAUCUCUCCUAUUUGAAGGAUGCACAACUUCGGUACCUUCUUCCUUUGGGCGCUGGCUGCCAGUAUCCUGUGGCAAGGAUCCUUGGCGGAGGAUCCUCGGUCCGUCUAUAUGUGCUUCAACGAUCCGAUAGUCAGCUCCUGUCUGACUGAUCUCAAACCCAUGCUUAACCAGCUCGUCAAGGCCCAGGACCAAAGGACCCGUGAUGCUGAAGCGAAGUUGGACAGAUUAGACAGGCAACUACAAACUAAGGCGGAGGACUCUCAAGCUAAACUGAAUAAAAGUCUGCUUGCAGUACAGGAAAAGCUUGAAGCCAAACUUCAGGCGGUUCUAAAGCAACUGCAGGCAGUCUCGGAAAAGAUAGAUGCUGCCAAGGUGGAAAAUCAAUUGCAGCCAAUAUCGGAUAAGAUGGAAGCAUGCCAACAAGCAGACAAAUUGGCGGCAGUCCCGGCUGCAGCCACGAAUACUAUACCAUCUGGUUACGAGCUAAUCGGUUCUAGGUACUUUCGAAUUGUAAAUGAAUAUGGGGAUUGGGAUACCGCUAAGAGGAGGUGUCGUGAGAUGGGAGGUUACUUAGCCUCCUUUCAAAAUGCAGAAGAAAUCAACGCCAUUACACCAAAACUAAAAGCAUAUCACAACUAUUGGCUAGGAAUUAAUGAUCGCGAUAAAGAGGGCCACUUCGUAUCUGUGGCCUCACAAAAGCCAGCGCCAUUUUUAAAGUGGGCUAGGGGACAUCCAGACGUCACAAACCAUGAGCAGAACUGCGUCUCUUUGUAUAAAGGCGAAAUGAGUGACAUCGAUUGUAAAACAGAUGCCGUUUAUUUUAUUUGCCAGGCGGACAAUGAAACUUAG